Messenger RNA from Cheilinus undulatus (humphead wrasse), 1937 nucleotides. RefSeq names its product tropomyosin alpha-3 chain-like. The transcript has 9 exons. Gene Ontology annotation, cellular component: actin filament. Gene Ontology annotation, biological process: actin filament organization; muscle contraction. Bases 316 to 1065 code for a protein of 249 amino acids. The record is from RefSeq and is a predicted model, not a curated record. Gene Ontology annotation, molecular function: actin filament binding. NCBI's taxonomy places the organism in Eukaryota, Metazoa, Chordata, Actinopteri, Labriformes, Labridae.
CGGAAGUGGGUGUAGUUCAUUGGGGUGUAGCCUUAAACCGAUCGAAGAUAACGGGACGGACAGAGACGGAGAGAGAUCCCCGGAGGUGACCGCGCAGCAGCCAGUCCUCUGCCCUAAUUAUCCGUUAUUUAAUUAACCUUAAUUAUCCUGACUCAAUUAAACUUUAACCGGUUGAAGGAGCCCGCCGGAGGAUUAGCUCCGUUAGCUGCUAACAGCUAGUUAGCCUGUCUGCUAACAGGGAAGUGACGGUGCAGGUGUGUCGGGCUCGAGCCGCUUUGCUUUGAUUCCAGACUCAGACAGUAAAAGAAGAAGAAGAUGAGUGGAGGACUGGGCAGCAUUGAUGCCGUGAAGAAGAAGAUCAAAGUCCUGCAGGAGCAGGCUGAGGAGGCUGAGGAGAGGGCAGAGAAGCUCCAGAAGGAGGUGGAGAAGGAGAAGAGGACCAGAGAGGAGGCUGAGGCGGAGGUGACGGCUCUAGGACGCCGUCUGCAGCUGAGUGAGGAGAACCUGGACCGAGCCCAGGAACGUCUGGCCACCGCCCUGCAUAAACUGGACGAGGUGGAGAAGGCUGCAGACGAGAGCGAGAGAGGGAUGAAGGUGAUUGAAAACAGAGCUCUGAAGGAUGAGGAGAAGAUGGAGCAGCUGGAGUGUCACCUGAGGGAAGCCAAACUGAUCGCAGAGGAGGCUGAUCGCAAAUAUGAGGAGGUGGCUCGAAAACUGAUGAUGUUGGAGGGAGAUCUGGAACGAGCCGAAGAGAGAGCCGAGCACGCCGAGAGUAAAGUUCGUAGGUUGGAGGAGCAGCUGAGGAGUUUCGACCAAUCACUGAAGAGCCUGCAGGCAUCUGAGGACAAGUAUUCAAUGAAGGAGGACAGAUAUGAAGAAGAGAUCAGGUGCCUGAGCUGCAAACUGAAGGAGGCGGAGUCCAGAGCAGAGACAGCGGAGCGUACAGUGGUUAAACUGGAGAAAACCAUCGAUGGCCUGGAAGACUCUCUGACCUCAGCCAGAAACGCCAACAUGGAGCUCCAGGCCACUUUGAACCGGACCAUGGAGGAGCUCAACUCCUGCUGAAGAUCCUGACCCUCUAAACUGGUGUCAGGGACUCUGUGGCCAAAACAUUCCUGCUCUCCCUAACUCCCCCUGCUGCCCUUUAACUCCUCCAUAACUCCCUCUAACUCCUCCCCCUCCCGUGUAACUCCUCCCUGUGGAGUUUAACAGCGACUGACCAUUCCUUCGUUUAAAACGACUAACAGACGUUAUUAGACCCCACCUCCUCUUAGCCAAUCAGUUAUUAGUGUUGUUUCUGGGGGUGUGGUUUAUAGGGGCCAAUCACAGUCAGGCAUUCCACUGUCAUUAUGGCAGACCAUGGGCCAAUCACAGCACAGACACCCCCCCCCCCCCUCCUUUUUUUUGACCUGACGCCAUGAACAAAGGAAGUUUAUAUCUGGGAGCCGCUGAUGAUGUCAUCACUGGGAUGUUCAUAGAUAUCGUGCUGCAAGUGCUGCUGUCAGGUCUUUAGCGUGUCUAAGCAGCCGCCAUAUUGGAGAGGGGUGUCUGUAGCUCUGUGACAGCAGGAGGUCCAGUGUUUACCCAGGGUCCAGGAUCAUAACAGAUGUUUGUGAGUAAAAAACAGUUUGUGAAACUGAUCCACAUUCCAGUGAGUUUAGAACAUUUAAAUGUUCUUAAUUCUGACAUUAUUCUGAGAUUUGAACCAUGGGUGGACCUCUUCCUGUCAUAGACCUCCAUUCAUCAGUGGUUACCCCUCUCAAAGAUGGCUGCCAGCGUAGAUGAAUGUCAGAAUAUAGGGAGUGGUAUCUACGUGUACUCAACUAUGGCCAUCACUAUGAUGAUGUCAUCAGUGGUGAUGUCACAGCUCAUUGUAAUAAAUCAUGAGACCAAGAGAUUUUAUAAAAUAAAAGCACGUCACUGGUUUGUAGAUCCAA